GCCUUUAUUGAUGUACGUAUUUUGUAUGCAAACGACAAACGUUAACGAUAUGCAAAUUUCUUGAAUCAAUUCUGUGAUAAGGAAACAGAAAUGGCGCCGCCGCGCGCUGAUAAGAAAAAGUUCUCGAAGGAAAAAUCAAAGAAGAAAACAGACAAGACGGAUUCAAAAUCGUCACUCCCAUCUACAACGAUAGCUGUAGCCAUAACGGCUUUCAUAGCCAUCUCCGUAGCAAUUUACUACAAGAACGGAUUUAACAUGGAAGGAAAGCUGGAUGAAGCACAAAGGACGAGCAUUAGAAACACGGCAAGGACUUCAAAUAACAAAAAAACCGAAAUUAAUGCGGAUUUCAAAAUUCUUCCUAGAUUGGACGGAGUUAAGGUUAGUGAUUAUCCAAGAAAUAUUCUAAAUUGGCUUCAUAUUUUUAAUUAUAUGACUUCAUUAUUUAUUACUUGACCGUAUUGUUAUGAUUGUGUUUCAGCUGAGUAGCCUUUACUGACGGGUCCGUAUUAAAUCAAUAGACUGUUUACAUUAAACAAAUGAGUUAAAGCAAUUUUCCUAUGAAUCCUUAACUUACUGUGUUUCAACACAGUCCCCUUAUGUCUCGCCUAUUAAAUAAGACCGUGUUCAGUCACGUUUUGCAAAAAAAAAUAUCUAUCGAAUAUUGCCUUUGUUGAAAUGAAUGUUCCGCGAAUUUCUACAAAUUUGCGAAGUUUUUUAAACAAAUGCUUAUUGAACAGAAAUGUGGUGGCUCAAAUAAAAAAAAAACAAGUCAAAUAGAAGCUAAAAAGCUAAUUCGAAAACAGAGUUUGUUCAUGCCAUUACGUUAUAACGGUGCCGUGACUUAGUCGCGCGAUAUUACGUUGUAAGCCCUGACGUUACAAAUAGCGACAAAGAAAAGCAUUUUCACUAGACAGGAGUUAACAUGAUUGCCAUUAAACAAAAGCUGAAAUAAAUAACCUAAUGAUUCGUGGUCUAUUUGCCUGCUAAGUCUUGGAUUAAGUUUUGUAAAGUGCUGUAGAAUCUCGUUAACCUGACACAAACCUGUAAAAAUUAUACAUAUUUUAAUCUCGUGUCUUGAUCUUAUGCACCUAUCAAUGUAAAGCCGGCGGGGGGGAGGCAGGGCAUGGGGUGGGGAUUUGAUUGUCUUUGUUGGCCCUGGGGUAGGGCAUUUGACUGAUCUUGUUCUCCCAGGGGAGGGGAUAUUUGAAUCUUUCUUCGCCCGACGUCGAGAUAUUUGACUGCCGACUCGGACGAAAAAGACUGAGACCGAACAUAUGUUUCCCGCUUUCACGCUUCACGCAUGGGCCGUACGGUUUGAAAAGAUCAGGAAAUCAUGGAGGCCAAUGAGAACAAGCAAAGGCUGAGUGGAUUUCACUGUUUUGUCUUCGAAUUUCGUUUGUUUUAGCGUGUUUUUGAUCAACUGAACCUCUUAAAAUACUGUGGUAUCAAAGUAAACGGAAGUAAAGAGAAACCAAGUCGAUUUUUGCAAGUACAGUUGAUUAGUGUAUGGCUUAUUCGCUACAUUCACUGUAAACUGAUAAAACUGACUUGAGUUUUAUUCAGAGAUAUUUUUAUUGUGCCUUUCUUAGGUUCUGCCUCUGGAUUGACAGCAAUGUGCAGCCCAGGGUGGGGAAAUUUGGUUGCAUUUGACUGGAAUGAUUUGCCCGCCGGCAUUACAUUGAUAGGUGCAUUACUCUGUUUAAAGUCCCUUGGCCGUGGGAGAACUGGGUAUGAGAUUAAUCAAAUUUAUGACGUCAGAGACGUCAUGGUUAAAAGUGAUGAGGACAACGAGACUUACCAUGAUUGUGUUAGUUUUGUUACUGUUGAAAUUAUUGGCGUAAUUCGUGCUACCAUACAUGUACACUCUAUGACAGACAUUGCCGAUUGAUUGUUUGCUUUUUACUAAUUAAUUUACCUAUUUAUUUUAUUUAUUUAUGAUUUUUAGGUUGGCCACAUUCAAAAAAGGCAAUUAAGCCCGGGAAAGAUGUACGAAAUAAAGACACUGAGUCUUAAACCACUGAUAUUUGGUAAGACAAUUGACGUGAAACAUGUUUUAGCUUUUUAAAAAGAAAACAAAUGGCGUGAUAAAGCCCCUUAAAAGAUACGGUAUGCUCUGCUUAGCAGGAACAUCCUUUUGAGAAAUAGCAGUUUUUUAAAGACCUCAACGACACCUGUCUUCAAUUCAUAAGUCAAUUGUUCUAAUUAUAGAAAUACCCAACUUUUUAUCUGACGAGGAUUGCCAGACUGUUGUGGACCUUGCCUCUAAAGAAGGCCUGGAUACUAGUGAAGUUCAGGACCCUGAGACAGGAAUCAACAUUGAACCAACCAAUGAGGAGACUUUUAACAACUGGGAUUACAAUCACGACGGCGUCAUUGAUAAAGUUGAGGUUAGACUAAGGACGUUUUCUCGAAUUUUCAGUGGCAACAUGUCAUCGCGUUCUCUUUUCAAAGCCAUCAAACCACACUAAUUCCGGAAAUUUGAAGGGAACUGAAACUUCUUCUAACGUUAACUGUACCUCUUUUGAGGAGAAGUUAAAAAAUGUAGUUAGAAGGAGAAGUGCGAAACGUGGAAACGUUCAUUCAACCUAUAAAAUCCCUUAAGCGAAAUCAGGAAACAUUGUGAGGAGACACCUUUUCUUCUUUGUACUACACACUGGAACUCAGAUGAAUCGGAAACAAGAUAUCGGUUCAGAUAACAACAAUGUUUUAAACCAGACUACUAAACAAUUUACCACGUGACCGAAAUAACGUUCUCUUACGUUCUCUUUCGCAGGUAAUGCACAAUCUUGUAGAUCUCAGCGAUUUGUAUUUCUCAGAGGAAGACAUCGAGAAAAUGUGAGUAGUAAUUUACUACUUGAUCCGCAUGGUUUUCACAAUAAAUGGAAAGCUGUACUGAAACUUCCCUUUCGGAUACCGGAAACUAAGGACUCUGUAAGAAAGUGUUUUCAGUUUAGUGAUAAUUUCAGACACAGACUAAGGUCCAACGCUAAACACUGUAUUGCUUUGCCUACGAUAAUGAUUUCAGCCCGACAAGUUUCUUGAUGUAGAACUGACGUGUAUAAAUUAACAAAAGAACCGCGAAAAUUUAAACUUGUAAUCAUGCGUUAACUUCAGAAACCUGCUGUCUUCCUAACCAUUUUGGGUUUAUGGUUUAAUUUCUAGGUUUGAGGAAUUAAAAGUAGACAAGAACACAAAUGGUUUGUAAGCCAAUAUCAGUUUGGGAGAUUUAACGUGUUUUUUUCCAUUUUUGCUCAGAUACGGUGGUAUCCUCUUGCACUAACUGAACGCGCGAUAAAAUAACCGCCCCCUGGUUAGCUCAAUUGGAUAAGUCGUGGGUUCAAACCCCGGCCGGACCAACACUCAGGGUCUUAAAAUAACUGAGAAGAAUGUGCUGUCUUUGUUGUGACAUCUACAAAUGGUUAGACAUUCUAGUCUUCUCGGAUAAGAACGAAAAACCGUAGGCCCCGUCUCACAGCUCUUUCACUGUUCUGAUUCUUGUGGGACGUAAAAGAACCCACCCUGCUGUUCGUAAAGAGUAGGGGGCCUAGAGCCCGGUUGUGUGGUACAAUCUUUCAUUGGCUGGGUGGGUAAUGAGGGGGUUGAUAUCAUUUGAGACGUUAGUCCUGUUUCAUCCACUGUCACCGUGUUGAGUCAACGUGGCGAAUUCAAUAAGGUAAUUAGAGUAAAUAGAACUACAGAAGAAGGCCACUCUACCUAGUGACUCCAAACGCGCGAUGAAAUCUGAACUGUAAAAGAACACCAUUCACUCUACUCAGUGACUCCAAGCAUUUUCCUAAACAUUUAUCGUGCUCGUCAUGAACAAUUAAUUGUGUUGCUUAUUCAGGUGUCAUGGACCUAAGAGAGUUUCUAACAGUAAGAACAGAAAAAAUCAUGAGAUAUCUUCAUAACCUGGCGAAAACGCUGCCUCGAGUCAAGAGCCGAAAUAGCAGGCAAACAUGGUUGGACCACAGAAAGAUUAAAGGGCUCAAUGAUAGGUAUGUCAUGAUAUUUCAUGAAUUUAUCGGGCACCAGUCAAGGGCCAGCCAGCUCUUGCCUCACUUUCCGCCUGUAGACGAGAACUAUUUUUGUUUUUAUACCAUCGGUACUUUGUCAUAUUUAUAGUUCAUUCUGCAUUGUUUUACCGGUUAAUUGGAAUUUUUUUUUGUCGGGGAAUAAUGAUUUUUUGCUACGCUGCGGAGUCAAAGGGCUGAUAUAUGAUUUGAUUUUCAGAGUUGCAGCUCUAACAAAGCUUCCCAGAGCAGUAAUUGAAGAAAGUGAAGAACUUCAGGUAGGAACUUAUAAAUAGAGUUGGAUGUUAUUAUUCUCCAGGCUCAGUGGCUAGAGUGCUUGACCGGUAGGUUGGAAUUCCUGCGGGAACUCAGAAGGUUUGAGUCUACUUUGGUGACAUGGUGGACAUUUCAGCUUUCUCAGCACCAUCCUUACUAGCGUCAGUUUAAGAUAUAUUUGAAUAGAGAGGUUUGCUAGCCCUGACGGCCACAUCUACUCCUUACAUACAAAAAGAAAGGACGAGUUUGUGCGCAUUAAAUCUUAUGUCAAAUAAGCAGAUUGAAGGUUUACUAAUUACACGCUUGUUAAGCUCCAUUUCCUCUUGUAUCCUUGAUUAUGAAAGUGAUAGUAGUGAUAAUGACCAUGAUGACAAUUCUAGUAUUUUUUUUUACACGUAGGUUGUUCAUUACGAUCCCGAGGGACAUUACCACUGUCAUCAUGACUCAGAGGAUGUGGAUCCCAGAAUUCCUUGCUGUGUAUUCCGUGACAGAAGACGCUGUCGCCUCUGCAGGUACUUUGCACAGUGCGUCAUUCUUCAUAAGCUCAGUCUCGUACCCAGCUAUUUACGUGUUUUGGGAGUGAGAGAAGAUUGGGGUGAGGUUGAGGCGCGCGGGACUCAUGGGAAGGGACAGUCUCUUCCCAAGAGACCCUGCGCUCUUUAAUCUAACCUCAAUCUUCUCUCACCCACAAAACACGUCAAUAGCGCCUGGGUACGAGUGUGCUAUAAGCCCCCUGCAAUUAGUAUACACUAAAAUCUUUGUACGUUCUCCAAUAAUCUAGGCAGUUUUCUUAGUUAUUAUCUUACGUUGAAUAAUUUUAAGUUAUUAAAUAGAAACCAUAUUUCUUCAACCCUUUCCUUUAGCUAGAGACCUAAUAAGAAUUGACUUACUUUCUUGUGCAGAUAUAUCACAGUACUAUAUUUUUUAAACGACGUUGACGAAGGGGGCGAGACUGCCUUCCCAGUUGCCAAUAAUGCUACAUUUAGCAUCGAGGUAAGCGUUCCUACCAAAAUUUUUUCUAUAUUUUGUGAUGUGUGGGGUAGGGCAAACAACCACUUUCAAGUUUGAUAACCUCGGUUAACACUAAAAUUUGAUGAUCCAGUAUGGCGGCCCUCUGGAAGAUAUGACGUAUUUCUUUACCUUAUGACGUCAUAAUAUCCUGUUAAUGCUUCCGGCUUGAGAGAUUCAUGUGUCCUUGAGUAUCAUAUGGUUAUAUUACAAUUUGAGGUUGCAGGGGUACAGAUUCUUUUCUUAUUUCUUUGUCAAGUUCCCGUUCACCAAAACCAGGUAAUCAUCCAUGACAGUCUUGGAAUCUGUGCAAGUUGUGCAGUCCGGACUUCAGGUUGUGGAUUGGCUGGAUUCUUUGUCAGUGGAACUGGGAUUCUGGAUUCCAAUCGUUAGCGGGAUUCCGGGUUCCUUGGGCCCAGGAUUCCGGAUUCCACAAGAAAAAAAUUCCCGGAUUCUGGAAUCCGGAUACCCUUACAUGGGGCGACUUUUUGUGUUAAGUGUUAACGCUAAGAAAGUGAAGCGGCUUCCUGGGUGCGAAUAAUUAUGUCUCCAGGGGAGUCCUAAUCCAAUUCCUAAUCUAAUUUGGUUUUAACUAUCAUUCCUUUUGAUUCAAUCUAGUCGCAAAUUUUGCGAGACUUGACAGGCAGUGUCGUUGCAGCACUGAAAGCAUUUGUACAGUUUAACGGUCGUUAUGCAAACCCUUCCCACUAUUUUAAGGGUUUUGUUUCUUUCAGGCGUGGGCACAGAUAACUAAAUACCGCUGCGACUUGAGCAAGCACUGUCACAAGGCCAACUUAUUUGUAAAACCACGCAAAGGGACGGCAAUUAUGUGGUAUAAUCAUCUGCGAGAUGAUAAGACAGGAUGGCACGGACGACUAGACCAGAUGACUUAUCACGGAGGAUGCGACAUUCUAAAGGGAGAGAAGUGGAUUGCUAAUAACUGGAUAAAUAUUUUGGGAGAUUCACGAGAAACUAUGGUCUCUUACAAGAAUCCAAAAAAGAAAAUUUGACUACAAGUUUUGAAUAGAUUAGACCUCGGGUAGUGGAGGGAGUAACUUGCGAGUACCUGUUAUAGGCGAGGAGCUAAACAAUGGGGCCUAGGGCACUAGGUCAUGAAGGGAACUAGUCUUGUAGGCGACAGUUGAAAGGCGCGUUAGCUGACUUGUCAAAGAAAGUUCUCGGUUUACGAGACGGAGUAGACCGGACUUAGUCAUGUAUUAUAUGUGAUAAAACACUAAGGCGGUUUGCAAGCAAGUAAGAAAUAAAGUUAGGC
Porites lobata is the source of this 6567-nucleotide messenger RNA. The record is from the annotation of a GenBank genome assembly. NCBI's taxonomy places the organism in Eukaryota, Metazoa, Cnidaria, Anthozoa, Scleractinia, Poritidae.